GACACGCUCACACACAAACUGAGAGACGGACGAUAAGAUUCACCUUCAGACGAGAGAGACAUCUACAGGAGGGAUACUGGGAACACUGGAAUACUGCCAUUUUAACCCCCUGCUGACUAAACACUGAGAUUUUUAAGAUCAAAGUCAGAGUAACUUUCAGGGACCGGAGCAACUGAGCUGCUGUGUUUUCAGCUUCACUCAGAAGCUAAAUGUCUUCCAGAUCAGAGGACGAUCUCUGCUGUUCUGUCUGUCAGGACGUCUGCAAAGAUCCUGUCAUCCUGCCGUGCAGCCACAGCUUCUGUAAUGUUUGUCUGCAGAGCUGGUGGACGGGGAAAGAUGUCUUACGGUGUCCAGUUUGCAUGAGAAAAUAUCGUCACGGCGAGCUGGAGAAUCUGUGUGUGAGCUUCUUCCAUGAGAGAGGUUUGAAACCUUCAGAGGCUCCCAGAUUCAGACCUGUUUAUGAAGCUGCACGAGACAAAAAGAAACUUCAGGAAUCUCUGAAGCCUUUAAAGGAGAAGUUAGAGGAUUUUGAAGACAUUAAAGUGAAGUUUGAGCAAAUGGCAGAAUACGUUCACGUCCAGGCCCGGCGCACAGAGAUGCGGAUUAAGGAGCAGUUUAAGAAGCUUCACCGGUUUCUGGAGAAGGAAGAGGAGGCCAGAAUGGCUGCACUGAGGGAGGAAGAGGAGCAGAAGAGUCAGAGGAUGAAGGAGGAGCUGGAGGCUCUGAGCAGAGAGAUAGCAGCUCUUUCAGACACAGUCAGAGACUCAGAGGAAGAGCUGAGAGCCGAAGACGUCUCAUCCCUGCUCAACUACAAGGCUGCAGUGGACAGAGUCCAGCAGCGCCCCCUGCUGGAGGAUCCACAGCUGCUCUCAGGAGCUCUGAUAGACGAGGCCAAACACCUGGGCAACCUCACCUUCAACAUCUGGAACAAGAUGAAGGACAUGGUCUCCUACAGUCCUCUGAUUUUGGACCCAAACACAGCUGGUGAAAGACUCGUCCUGUCUGAGGAUCUGACCCGCGGGUGGCGAGGAGACAAACAGCAUCGCCCUGAUAAUCCAGAGAGGAUGGACUACUACUGCUGCUCCGUCCUCGGCUCCCAGGGCUUCAACUCCGGGACUCACAGCUGGGACAUCGAGGUCGGAGACAGCAAAGGCUGGACACUGGGUGUGUUAGCCGAGUCCGUCCACAGGAGAGGACACAUAGAGUGUGGAUUAUGGAGGCUGUGUUUCUCUUUCGGUGUGUACUACGCCUUAUCCCCGUCACAACAAGACACGAAUGUCCGAGUGCAGAGGAAGCUCCGGAGGGUCCGAGUCAAUCUGGACUGGACCGGAGGGAAGCUGUCUUUCUCCGAUCCCGACACCGCCACACACAUACACACCUUCACACACACUUUCACUGAGAGGAUGUUUCCAUUCAUUAACAAUGUGGACAAUCUGCCACUGAAGGUUUUCCCGCUGAAGGUCUCUGUGAGUGUACAGCAACAUAAAUAGAUGAUGACCAUCGCUAUUUUCCUCUUUUUUAUAUGUUUUUAACUACUGUGUUUGUCGUAUUAUCCAUGUCCCAAAUAAAGACAUCAAUCAAUC
Messenger RNA from Plectropomus leopardus (leopard coralgrouper), 1583 nucleotides. Its product is annotated as nuclear factor 7, brain-like. Lineage: Eukaryota; Metazoa; Chordata; Actinopteri; Perciformes; Serranidae. Gene Ontology annotation, molecular function: metal ion binding; protein binding. The record is from RefSeq and is a predicted model, not a curated record.